Molecule: messenger RNA, 2247 nt
Organism: Dothidotthia symphoricarpi CBS 119687
Lineage: Eukaryota; Fungi; Ascomycota; Dothideomycetes; Pleosporales; Dothidotthiaceae
Exons: 1
Coding region: 1-2247 (748 amino acids)
Source: RefSeq, a predicted model, not a curated record
AUGUUGUUCACUUCACUCUUUACAGUGACAGCACUUCUCGGUAUCACACACGCCCAGCAAUAUGGCGGGUAUGGCUAUCCUCCACGCCCUACUACUACUUCAAUCACCGCUCAGACAUGCAAAUCUGCGACCACUGUUACGAAGACUUCCAUCAGCACAGUGAGCAUCCCUGGAAAGACUGUGACAAGCCAGGGCUCCUGUGCAGCCACCGUUAAGACAGUAUCAAUCCCCGGGUUCUCCGUCACCAAGACAGUUUCGAUUCAUGGGGCUUCAGUCAUCAAGACAGUUUCAAUCCCUGGGGCUUCAGUCACCAAGACAGUUUCAAUUCCAGGGGCUUCAGUCACCAAGACCAUUACAAGCCAGGCCUCCUGCGCAGCUACCAUCAAAACAGUCUCACUUCCUGGGUUUUCUAUAACCAAGACAGUUACGAACCAAGCCUCUUGCGCGGGCAUGCCUGUAUCCACGGCAACAUUGACAAAGACGACCACUUUGACUGGAGCUGUCUCAACGAUCACAUCCACCAUUGCUGGCGCCAACUCUACGGUCACAUCGACUGAGCAUGUUGCUGGAGUCAACUCUACAGUUACCAGCACAACCACUCUAGCUGCAGUGACUAUGACAAUUGAUGGCGGCAACUCUACUGUCACGACCACCCAGACAUUGCCUGCGAUAACGACAACCAUUGACGGAGGCAACUCUACUGUUACAACCACACAAACCCUCGCUGCGGUUACUACAACAGUUGAUGGUGCAAACUCGACAGUGACGACCACGCAAACCCUCGCUGCGGUAACUUUGACCGUUGAUGGAGCCAACUCUACGGUUACGACAACCGAGACUCUGCCCGCGGUGACUUCGACGAUUGAUGGCGCAAACUCAACGUUGACGACCACUGAGACGAUGACUACAACGGUUGGUGGAGCCAACUCAACAGUAACGGCUACCGAGACGUUGCCUGCAGUAACUACAACAAUCGAUGGAGCCAACGCCACAGUCACAACCACGCAGAUAGUGCCUGGAAUGACCAUGACAGUUGAUCUAGGCAACUCUACUGUCACAACCACGCAAACACUGCCUGCAGUGACUUUGACAUUGGACGGGGCCAACUCUACAAUCACAACCACCCAGACGUUGCCUGCGGUGACUACAACGAUCGAUGGUGCUAACUCGACCAUAACGACUACGCAAUUCGCUACAGAGACACUGCCUGCAGUGACUACAACGAUCGAUGGUGCCAACUCUACAAUCACGGCCACCGAGACGCUACCUGCAGUGACUACAACGAUCGAUGGUGCUAACUCAACAAUAACGACUACGGAAUUCGCCACGACGACUCUGCCCGCUCAGAACUUCACAACAACUGCCGUCUUGACACAGACACUGAACUUGACAGCAACCGAGACUUUGACGCAGAUACUGAACUUGACAGCGACAGCGACCGCGACAGAAACCUUCACAACUACUCUGCCUGUGGAGACCAUCACUCAAAACUCCACAGCCACCGCUACGGAGACUCUCACAACCACUGCCAUUUCAACACAGACCCAAAAUUCUACAACCACUGCGACUGAGACCCUAACAACCACCGCUGUCUUGACACAGACUCAGAGCCUCACAGCAACCGCGACAGAGACUUUCACAACAACUCUGCCAGUGGAAACUGUCACUCAGAACUCCACCACUACCGCAACGGAGACGCUCACAACAACUACAGUCUCGACACAGACUCAGAACUCCACGGUUACUGCGAGUGUGACUCAGACUAUCACGACAACCGCCGUAUCAACACAGACACUGAACUCUACAACUACUGCGACGGCAACGACCACUGUGGCUCCAGCCUGCACAGCAUCUGGUACAGUGGCUAUAGCUGCGUGGGCUACCCUCACUGCUGGUGAUGCCCUUCUAAAACAAGGUGCCAAUAACCUUACGUCAACUAUCUACACAACAAACAGCAAUCUUCCUCAACGUUUCGUGACGAGCGUACCAGCCUGCUCUGGCUCUACAUACUCAGUAUCAUAUUCUGCUGAGCGGGGCACCUACCCGGCUGGUACUGCGACUGUUUCGCUCUUGGUUGACGGUGUUCGCACGCUAGUCACUACAGCAUCCAAUGCGGCAGCUAACACUGUAACCUUCAAGGCUUCUAGCUCCUCAAUGUCUCUGGUGAUGGAGUUCGCAUACUCGGGUGGCACUAAUCAAGCCAAGGACGCAAUCGCUCGUAACUUUGUCCUGACCAAAGUUAACUGA